AUGCCCCUGCCGCCGGACCUCGCCGGCUGCAUCGCGGAGGCGCGCGGCCUGCUGGACCGGCUGGAGCGGCAGGCCCAGCUGGCCAUCGACGAGGCGCGCAAGAAGGCCAGCGAGCACGGGGCGGAGAUCGAGACGAAGGUGACGGAGCUGGAGGACGAGCUGGACAAGGAGCGCGGGGAGACCAAGCGCCUCCGUGCGACGCUGGGCAAACGCGACGACGAGAUUAAGCGGCUGGAGGACCAGAGGGACAACCUCGAGGACCGGAGCCGCCGCGAGGCCCCUGCGCGCCAGGAGCGGGACGCCGGGCGCGGCCGGCGGAGCUGGAGCCGCCAGCGGGAGGCGGGCGGUCGCCGGACGGAGACCUCGCGCAGCGCCCGCCGCGGCGCUGGCGGCGGGGGCGGCCGCCCUCGCAGCAGGAGCAAGAGCAUCGCGCGGGUGCCGCCGACCCAGGGCAGAGGAGCCGGCGACGCGCGCGAGCAGAACAGGGAGCGCAGCCCUCUGCCGCGGGAGCCCCCCAAGAAGCCGUGGCAGCAGCAGGCGCGUGACCGGGACGCCGCCGCCUGGCGCUCUGGGCAGCAGCAGAGGGACGCCCGCCGAGACGACGGCGCCCAGCGCGACGAGCGCCGCCGGGACGACGGCGUCCGCCAGCCGCCGGAGCCGCGCAGGAGCGGCGGCACGGCGCCGUCCUCGGCGCCGCCGCCGCCACCCCCGCCGAAGCCGACGCACGCGCCAGCGCCCGAGGGAGGCGGCGGUGAGGCCUCCAAGUCGCGGUCGCGCUCGGGGUCGGUGCACCUGAAUGUCCGGAUGCCCCAUAACACCGCGUACGACGGCGGGACGGUUGAGGCCGAGGUCAUAAACAGACCCGCCCUGAACAGCGGCGAGAUGACCGUGUGGCAGGCUCAGAUCCAGAUGUUCCUGAGCAACUACGCGGGCACCAAGCGGCCGGUUGACAUCCGGGGCCCCCCCCGCAAGACGGAGGAGGAGGCCCGGAGCGACGCCGACAAGCUGACCGCGGCCUCCGUGAGGGGCCCCGGCGACGUGCGGAAGCUCGCCAACGGCCUGCACCGCGGCUAG
Molecule: messenger RNA, 1074 nt
Organism: Prorocentrum cordatum
Lineage: Eukaryota; Dinophyceae; Prorocentrales; Prorocentraceae
Source: the annotation of a GenBank genome assembly